Molecule: messenger RNA, 2667 nt
Organism: Stylonychia lemnae
Lineage: Eukaryota; Ciliophora; Spirotrichea; Sporadotrichida; Oxytrichidae
Source: the annotation of a GenBank genome assembly
AUGAAAAAAAGAGGUCGUAAGCCUGCCUGCUUAAACUUAGAACCUGAGAACCCUAAUUUGAAAAAUCGUGCUCCCCCUCCAAUAAAUAAUGAGCUUUUAAUGAAUUUAAAUUAGCCAAUAUCGCUUAGUAAACCUUAAAAACUGAGUAAGUAGCAGUACGCUAAGAAAUAGAAAUAAAUAAAAUAAUAGCAAGAAGAAGAAAAUUAAAAAAACACUAAAAAUAGUGUUAGCAAUAGCUCUUGCUCAAAAGAUAAGUAUGGAUUCGGAUUUGAUGGUCCUUAUCAAACAAUAGACUUUAACUAAAGCAACUCUAUUACUACAAAGUCCUUACCAAAGCCUUAAAAUUUUAAAAAGAAAUUUAUUCCUUAGAAAGCUAUCCCUCCACCUAAAUAAGAUAAAAAUGGCUAGUAUGAGUACGGGGACAAUGAUUACGGUUAAGAGGAUGAUUAUGAAUAUGGAGUUGGGCCAAAUGUUCCAGAAUUUGAAGAGGAUAGAUAAGCUUAGAAUUAUAACAAAUUUGCAGUUAACCAUAGAGCAACAAAUUAUAAAAAUUUUGCUUAGAGGUAAAAAAUGUAGCAAUAAAUAGAGGAGGAUGAUGACCCAGAGUCAGCAAAGGGAGAAGGAUUUAAUAGAAUGCAUGCCUUUAAUUUUGGAAUAGCAAAGGCUGGUAUGGAAAAUAUUAAUGGCGACAAAGUUGAUUAAAUAUUAAGAUCUAGUAUCACUAAUAAGCAAUACUAUAUCACUUAAGAGGAAAAAAUUAAAGAUGUCGAGGUAAAGAUAACUGCUUAUAGGAAGAAGAUAGAAUAGUAUAGAUAAAAUCUAAAAUUAUGGGAGAAAACUCAGAUAGAGGUAAAAAGAAGACUUGAGCUUUAUCGAAAAGAAAGAGAUUUGACACGUACUUGGCUUCAUGUCGAUAUGGAUAUGUUUUAUGCUGCUGUAGAAAUAAGAGAAAAACCCGAACUUAAAGAUAAACCUGUUGCUGUAGGAGAUUAUUCAAUGAUCUAAACUACUAAUUAUGUUGCUAGAAAAUUUGGAGUCAGAUCAGCUAUGCCUGGAUUUAUGGGCAAAAAACUAUGCUAAUCUUUGGUUUUUAUCAAACCAGAUAAGGAAAAGUACAAAAGAGUUUCAGAUACUGAAUUUAAAGCAAUAUUAAGGGAAUAUGAUGAAAAACUCGAAAGUGUAGGCUUAGAUGAGGCAAAUUUAGAUAUCACAGAAUAUUUAUAAAGGAAUGGUAUGGAUUGUGCUGAGGGAAGAAUUUGGGCUGCUGAUAAAAUUAGGAAAUAAAUAUCUGAUAAAAUGAAAAUGACAUCUAGUGUUGGGAUCGCUUGUAACAAAAUGCUCGCUAAAAUAUGUUCAGAAUUAAAUAAACCAGAUGGUUAAUCAUACCUUUCAUUUGAUUGCGAGAAAAUAGAAUAGUUUAUGAGUCCCAAAAAAGUAAGAGAUGUUCCUGGUAUUGGAAAGGUUCAUGAAUAAAUUUUGAUAGGAUUAGAUGUCAACACUUGUGAAGAUAUCCUAAGCAAGGCUGCUGAUAUUUACAUUAAUUUCACUGAAAACGCUUUUGAGUUUCUGGUCAAAGCAGCAAUGGGAAUAUCAAGAUGCACUCAUGAAGAUGAUACUGGAAUGUUGGCAAAGAGAUCAAUUAGUUUUUCAAAAUCUUUCAAAGUUAUAUCUCGAUUUGAAUAAUUUAGAGAGAAAAUGGAACGAUUAGCUGUUUCCUUGGCAGAAAAAUGCGAGGAAAUGAAAGUAUUAGCCAGAACAUUAUCAAUUGAAGAUGACAUCAUGAAAUAUGCUGAUGAAUUAUUAAAUGCAGUUUGGCCUCUAGAGCCUUGCAGAAUGAUGAUGCUCAAGCUUAAUAAUUUGAGACACAGAAAUGAGAAAGAUCCUACAGGUCCACUAUUAACUGAUACUAAAAAUUUAAAGUUUUUUAUGGGGAAAGGUCGGAAAAAGGGUUGUCUAACAGCAGUCGAAAGUAUAUUGGCAUCUUAGAUUGGCAGUGGAAUAUCCAGCUAGUAAUAAUAACUUUAGCCAACCCUAAGUGCAAUGCUCUAUCAUGAGCGUAAAAAAGAAAAAGAAGAGAGAUAUAAAAAGCUGAUUGGCCAAUAAGAUAUUAAAAACUUUUUCUUAAAAAAGCCUGAAAAAUAAGAUCAAGAAUAAAAACAAACAGACUCAUCACAUUCAAAUUAAUAGGAUAAGAGUAACAAUGAAAAUUAACAUUAGAUUACAGCAAAUUAGGAAUAGACAUUGAAUUAAUAAUUUGAAGAGAGUUAAGAUGAUUUAGAGGAAAGAUUCAAUGAGAUAUAAAGUGAAUGUGAGCCAUUUUAUGAGAGAUUUUAGAGUAAUAAUCUGAUAAAUGAUAAUGGUGAGGAGGAAAUUGAGGAUGAUAGAGAAGAAUUCGAGGAUUUAUAUUAGGAUACAAAUAUGAAUUUUCAUGAAAACGAGGAAGAGGAAGAUAUUGAAGAGGACUGGGAAGAUUAAUAGUAAAAUAAGUUGAAUAAUCCAGAGGAAUAAUAAUAAGUUUAGAAAAAUUGCAACAUAAAUCAAUAGAAAUAAUUAUAAUAGGAUAAAAAUGAUUGGAGUAAAGUCUAGUUAGGGAAAUAGAAGAUUGGAUAGAAUUUGAAGAAAAUUGAAAAAUAAACAACAAAUAAUAAGAAAUUCAAAAGAUAUUGA